Molecule: messenger RNA, 321 nt
Organism: Chironomus riparius
Lineage: Eukaryota; Metazoa; Arthropoda; Insecta; Diptera; Chironomidae
Source: the annotation of a GenBank genome assembly
AUGAAGCUGAUGCUGCUUGUUCUAUUUUUAAGUAUAUACAUUGAAUGUGCUCCAAAUAAAGUUUACUUUGUAAAACUUGAGGUUGAGGAUGGAAUAGAGUUAGAAGAAUUCAGCGUUAAAGCAAAGACUAAGGAGAAUAAUAAAGGAUAUCCAACAUAUUUUGAGAACUUUCCUUACUUUCCUUAUCAAGUUCCAGCAACUCAAGCUACACAAGUCACUAAACCUGAAAUUUCUUCUUUAACAAAACAAGGAAUAGCUGUAGAAAAUGAGGAACAAGUAAAUAUCAAUAAGGAUGUUGCAGUUGAAGAAGAAACUGGCUAA